AUGUUCCCCAAUGGCACUGCCUCCUCUCCUUCUUCUCCUAGCCCCAGCCCGGGCAGCUGCGGGGAAGGCGGCGGCAGCAGGGGCCCCGGGGCCGGCGCCGCGGACGGCAUGGAGGAGCCGGGGCGAAACGCGUCCCAGAACGGGACCUUGAGCGAGGGCCAGGGCAGCGCCAUCCUCAUCUCUUUCAUCUACUCCGUGGUGUGCCUGGUGGGGCUGUGUGGUAACUCCAUGGUCAUCUACGUGAUCCUGCGCUACGCCAAAAUGAAGACGGCCACCAACAUCUACAUCCUGAACCUGGCCAUCGCCGACGAGCUGCUCAUGCUCAGCGUGCCGUUCCUGGUCACCUCCACGUUGCUUCGCCACUGGCCCUUCGGCGCGCUGCUCUGCCGCCUCGUGCUCAGCGUGGACGCGGUCAACAUGUUCACCAGCAUCUACUGUCUGACUGUGCUGAGCGUGGACCGGUACGUGGCCGUGGUGCACCCCAUCAAGGCGGCACGCUACCGCCGGCCCACCGUGGCCAAGGUGGUGAAUCUGGGCGUGUGGGUGCUCUCGCUGCUGGUCAUUCUGCCCAUCGUGGUCUUCUCGCGCACAGCGGCCAACAGUGACGGCACGGUGGCCUGCAACAUGCUCAUGCCUGAGCCGGCCCAGCGCUGGCUAGUGGGCUUCGUGUUGUACACGUUUCUCAUGGGCUUCCUGCUGCCCGUCGGGGCCAUCUGCCUGUGCUACGUGCUCAUCAUCGCCAAAAUGCGCAUGGUGGCUCUCAAGGCCGGCUGGCAGCAGCGCAAGCGCUCGGAGCGCAAGAUCACCCUGAUGGUGAUGAUGGUGGUGAUGGUGUUUGUCAUCUGCUGGAUGCCCUUCUAUGUAGUGCAGCUGGUCAACGUGUUUGCCGAGCAGGACGACGCCACGGUGAGCCAGCUGUCGGUCAUCCUGGGCUACGCCAACAGCUGCGCCAAUCCCAUCCUCUACGGCUUCCUUUCGGACAACUUCAAGCGCUCUUUCCAGCGCAUCCUGUGCCUCAGCUGGAUGGACAACGCGGCCGAGGAGCCUGUCGACUACUACGCCACGGCCCUCAAGAGCCGCGCCUACAGCGUGGAGGACUUCCAGCCCGAGAACCUGGAGUCGGGAGGCGCUGUCUUCCGUAAUGGCACCUGCACGUCUCGGAUCACGACUCUCUGA
Molecule: messenger RNA, 1176 nt
Organism: Canis lupus familiaris (dog)
Lineage: Eukaryota; Metazoa; Chordata; Mammalia; Carnivora; Canidae
Gene: SSTR1
Product: somatostatin receptor 1
Exons: 1
Coding region: 1-1176 (391 amino acids)
Biological process (GO): cellular response to estradiol stimulus; neuropeptide signaling pathway
Cellular component (GO): membrane; neuron projection
Molecular function (GO): somatostatin receptor activity; neuropeptide binding
Source: RefSeq, marked provisional